AUGUCUGUCGAUCCCCUCUCGGCAACGUCCCAAACCCCGCCCUCGUCCCGGAAUCGUUGGGUGCUGAACAAGCUCACCUCCCAUUUUGGUCACCGAAAUCGCAACAUCUCCGAGUUCUACGUCCAGCCAGACGAUCCAUGGAGAACCUACUUCCCCGGCGACGUCAUCAAGGGCACGGUCGUCCUCACCGUGGUGAAGCCCGUCCGCAUUACACACUUGGUCGUAUGCCUACACGGAUUCGUCAAGGUAUUCAAGAAUACGGUGGCUCCAGGGGAAGCGGGCCCUGAAAUUGGGUUUCUUGGUCCAGGAAGAGGCAGGAGAGGAGGCCAGUACCUAGGCAAUGGGCUUGCGACACUAUUUGAGGACGAGUUGGUUCUCUGCGGCGAUGGCCGCCUCAAGGAAGGCAUUUAUAAGUUCCAGUUUGAAUUGGAGCUUCCGCCUUAUAGCCUUCCUAGUAGUAUCAAUUUCGAGCGCGGAACAAUUUCAUACGUUAUCACGUCCACUCUGACUCGACCAACGACCAUCAGUCCCACAAUGUCUUGUCACCGGCGGAUUACUGUGCUCGAAAACCUGGACAUUGCGCCAUUUCCCCCUCCUAAGCCUCGAGUCGUCUCCUUGGAGGCAGUAUCGAAAAAGCCCAAGGCGAUUUUGAAGCAAAAGAACCCAUCCGCCGAUCAGGUUCAGGAUUCAACCUUACUGGAAGCGUCCCUGAACGGCCUUUCGGCAAAUGAUCAGAGACCUCCCUUGAGUCCCGCGCCUAGCGAGAUCAGCGGUUCGAGUCGCGUGAGCACCAGCAGUCAGAGUUUCCAGAUCCCGGGGGACCCGAAGUCGACGAGAACGGGCAGCGUGCGGAGUAGUGGAGCUCGCAGCACUACUGCAUCCUUGCCAGAGAAGACCAUUACCGCGACAGCGGAGCUUCAACGAGCCGGAGGAUUGCCUGGUGACACCAUACCUAUCAAAAUCACCAUUAAUCAUAACCGAAAAGUGCGGAGUCCCCACGGCAUUAUUAUCACCCUCUACCGGCAAGGUCGGAUUGACGUUCAUCCGGCCAUCCCUGUCGGUCCACCGGGCCCAGACGGCAAGCAGAACUAUGAGGAUUACCUGCCAAAAUCGCGGACCGGGCUGAGUGGUCUUUCUUUUGGCACCAGCCGGAGCAGCAGUGUCUUCCGGAAGGAUCUUUCCCAGACGUUCGCGCCGUUAAUCGUCGAUCCGGUCACCAUGAGCGCAACCGUCAAGACCUCGAUUCGGAUUCCCGAGGAUGCGUUUCCAACGAUCGGGCGUGUUCCGGGCGGAAUGAUCAGUUUUCGAUAUUACGUUGAAGUGGUGGUUGAUCUGCGUGGCAAGCUUGCCGCGCAGGAUCGCUUUCUUCCACGUUUGAACAUGGUCUCAGGAGGUAGCAACUUUUCCUCCAGUGGCCAGGUUUUCACUGUCGCGGAUAAAGCGGGCAAUUCCAUCACUUCUAACUGGGCUGGCAACAUUCUGGACACCGAUCAGAUUCGACGCGAGAAAGGUGUCGUCGCCAUCGUCUUCGAGGUUGUGGUUGGGACACGAGAUUCGAGCCGUCGUCCACGUCAAACGACGGAGGAGAACGCCUCGCUCGCUGAUCACUCGGCCGCCUUUCACAGUACCAGUUUCGAUGGAGCUGAUAGGUACUCCGAUGGACACAUCGAUAUUGGGGAGGAGCAGUACGCCGCUGAAGGUUAUUAUCCCAAUGCAGAUUACUACUACGACCAUGAGGAGGAGUAUUGGGAUGAGUAUCCCACAACAGGAGGGCAGCCUUACCAAUCACUGGGUGAGGUCUUUCCACCUCCGCAGCCCGAGGAGCCGGUGGAUGAGAAGACUAGGUUGCGGCGAGAAGAAGAAAUGCUCUUGCCGAGUCGCCCGCCAGGUCAGGAUGAAGCCGGCCCUUCCACCGUGGUAGCAACUGCUCCCACAGCGCCAGAUUUGCCGGACGAUGACCCAUAUCCCUACAAUCCUCCGAACAGUGGGAAUGAUGCCCCCUCUUCGGCCCCGUUGUCAUCUGCCUUGUCUGUGGAGACUAUCGUUCUUGGUCCUAGCUCUGCCGGCCCAAGCGAGCCUCCUCCCGCUCGCGGUGAGGUCCAGUCUCACGGGGAUGAUAAGCAGGAGCUCGAGAGGCAGCGAUUAAUGAUGGAGGCUAGUGCCCCGGAUCCGGCACCCGGUGGUAGUACUCCAGCUGCCAACGCCGUUCCUUCUGCUCCUGUACUCGACGAAGAGGAUCAGAUUAUAAGUCUGGAUGGUGGUGGAGAUGAAGCUCUACCGCGAUAUCAACGUUGA
This is a messenger RNA of Rasamsonia emersonii CBS 393.64, 2295 nucleotides long. RefSeq names its product pH response protein PalF. Gene Ontology annotation, molecular function: ubiquitin protein ligase binding; protein-macromolecule adaptor activity. The record is from RefSeq and is a predicted model, not a curated record. Gene Ontology annotation, cellular component: cytoplasm; plasma membrane; cytosol. Gene Ontology annotation, biological process: ubiquitin-dependent endocytosis. The coding region runs from base 1 to 2295 and encodes 764 amino acids. The transcript has 2 exons. NCBI's taxonomy places the organism in Eukaryota, Fungi, Ascomycota, Eurotiomycetes, Eurotiales, Trichocomaceae.